Molecule: messenger RNA, 1255 nt
Organism: Cuscuta campestris
Lineage: Eukaryota; Viridiplantae; Streptophyta; Magnoliopsida; Solanales; Convolvulaceae
Source: the annotation of a GenBank genome assembly
GGAUGCAAUCUGAGCCGCACGAUGCAUCAGAUCUAAAGGCUAGAUUUCAUUCUUAUUUAUUUCACCAAGGUGCAUUCUCACCUGAACCGCCCCCUAUAUAUAUAUAUAUAUAUAUAUAUAUAUAUAUAUAUAUAUAUAUAUAUAAAAGGACGGUAGGGUUUGGAGAGAGAAGGGGAAACGCCGCCCACUAGCGGCGACUCAAUUUCGAUGAAGACCGGCGGGGAAGACCACAACACAGAAGGGAAUCUCUGGGUUUUGGGAAUCGACGGCCAUGGUACUCUGAAUCUUAUCGUCCCAAGUUUCAUCAUCCAGCUCACACACAGCGAGGGUGGAGGAGACAGAGCUCAUGGCCUUUCAGGAAUGGAGUCGGUCAGAUUUCUUUAUCAAUUGAAAGCAAGGAUUUUGUGGUCUCAGAAGACGGGUAGUGCAUCAGCAUUUCCGAAUCAAAAUCACGUCUCCGCCUCCUUAUUCUUCUUCGUUCCCGAUUCAAGGCCGCCAACGGCAGACCCCCCAUCGCCGUCCCUUCUUCUCCGAUCAGCGCCAGCGCGCCGGCACGAGAGGAUUCUCUCUCCCUCUCUCGAUUUCUGGCAGCUUCCUCGGCUCAGUGGCGCAGCGACCCAAUUGACGGCGAACAGGAGUUCCCCCUUCGUUGAUUCAGCGAUACCGACCGCGGUGCAGUGGCAGACCGGCGGCGAUUGGCGAGGAAGGCAGCGACCCUGCAACACUGGCGACAGUGACAAUUUGGUCCAGGCAGCAGCAGUGAAGCAGGCGCGACCCUAUAAGCUCGAGCAGCGAAUUGACCGGCCAUCUACGCCGGUGUCCGGCGAACGGACUCCAACAACUCCGGCGAUAUCCCUCCUUGCUCCAGCCAGUCCGCACAGUGUUGGUAAUUGGGACAGCAGUACCGGUUCUGGCAGCGGGGCAGAUCUGUUCCGACAGUUGAUUUCGAAUGACAUUCUUUCAAAUUGGAUCAGAAUGAAUCGAGGUAAUCAUGGAGGGGUUGACCUGGAAAUACAUCCUGGAGGGCAGCGUGACGGAGGAGAUGUACGGAUGCAGGGAUUUAAUAAUGUUUGAUUUAAUUAUAAAGCUUCCGCACUGUUUGUAUAAACUCCGAUAUGUAUUUAGAUGGUUUUGAAUUUGUUAGUUUUAAAUUAAAUGUUUUUAAUUCAUUGGAAAAUAUUGUAUGUGGAUACCAAUUUAGUAGUAACCCGGUUCGCUAACCUAUUUAUUCGGGUUACGCGGGUUGGGGUGUUCC